Messenger RNA from Onychostruthus taczanowskii (white-rumped snowfinch), 1763 nucleotides. RefSeq names its product bridging integrator 2 (gene BIN2). The record is from RefSeq and is a predicted model, not a curated record. Gene Ontology annotation, biological process: podosome assembly; plasma membrane tubulation; phagocytosis, engulfment. Bases 99 to 1661 code for a protein of 520 amino acids. Gene Ontology annotation, molecular function: phospholipid binding; protein binding. NCBI's taxonomy places the organism in Eukaryota, Metazoa, Chordata, Aves, Passeriformes, Passeridae. The transcript is spliced from 11 exons. Gene Ontology annotation, cellular component: phagocytic cup; plasma membrane; podosome.
GGGUGCGCAGCGGAUGCUGCCUGGCCUCGCCUCCGACUUCCUCCGUCAAAACCCUCCAACGGCAGCAGCGGGGCCGCGGGCGGGGCCGUGCCGGGGCCAUGGCCGAGGGCAGGAGCGGCAGCGCCGGGCUCUUCGCCAGGCAGGUCCAGAAGCACUUCAGCCGCGCCCAGGAGAAGGUUUUGCAAAAAUUGGGCAAAACGGUGGAAACCAAAGACGAGCAGUUCGAGCAGAGCGCCUACAACUUCCAGCUGCAGCAGAACGAGGGUCACAAACUCUACAAGGAGCUCAAGGGGUUCGUGGGAGCCGUGAGAGUGAUGCACGAGAGCUCCCGCAGAGUGGCCGAGACGCUGCAGGAGAUUUACAGCCCCGAGUGGGACGGGCACGAGGAGCUCCGGGCCAUCGCCGACAGCAAUGACCUCCUGUGGGAUGACUACGAGGCGAAGCUGGUCGACCAGGUCCUGCUGCUCAUGGAGAAUUACCUGGUCCAGUUCGGGGACUUUAAGGAGCGCAUCGCCAAGCGGGGCCGAAAGCUCGUGGACUACGACAGUGCCCGGCACCACCUGGAGGCUCUGCAGAGCGCCAAGAAAAAGGACGAGGCCAAAAUCGCCAAGGCCGAGGAGGAGUUCAAUAAAGCCCAGGCGGUGUUUGAGGACCUGAACAGGGACCUGCGGGAGGAGCUGCCCGUCCUGUACGGCAGCCGCAUCGCCUGUUACGUCACCGUUUUCCAGAACAUCUCCAACCUCCGCGACGUCUUCUACAAGGAGAUGAGCAAGCUCAACCGGGACCUGUACGAGGUGAUGAGCAAACUGGAGAAGCAGCACUCGAGCAAGGUGUUCAUCAUCAAAGGUGUCCCCAGUAACCGCCGCUCUCUGGUCAUCUCCGCGCCCGUGAGCCCCCCGGCCAUGUUCCCCUGCCCGGACAAGGCUCCCGUGGUGGACGCGGAGGUGACACCGGGGUCCCCCGGCGGGGACAGCGCCGCCAGCGACACCGCCACCAGCGCGGAGCUGGGGGCUGUUUCCCCCGGGCCCCCCCCGGCCUCGCCCGCCAGCGGGGGCUCGCUGGACUCGGCGUCGGUGUCCAGCGAGGAGAACGCGGAGCCCGGCGGCGACAGCGAGCCCCCGGAGCGGGCGACAUCGGUGACAGGGUCGGUGUGCAGCGAGGGGACCCCGGAGCCCCUCUCCAAGCCCGACUCUCUGUCCCCUGGCCAGGAGCCAUCGGCGACAGCCGCGGAGCAGGGGGGUGACAGCGGGGCGCGGGGGGGCCCCGAGGCCAUCGCCACCUCCCUGGCGUCACUGAUUUUAUCCGAGGCCAUUGCCCAGGCCGCUGGCACCUUGUCACCAGCGGCGGGGAGAGCCGCGGACACAGCAGGGGACAGCGCGGCCACCAGCGCCGAGGGUCGGGCACGGCCGGCGGUGCCGCCGUCCCCCCCCGCGGCUGUCCCCUGCCGUGUCCUCGGUCCCGCGGCGGCACCGGCGUGUCCCCGGGAGCCGUGCCAGCUCGGCGGUGAGCGGGGACAGCGCGGUGACACCGGGGACAGCGCGGAGGCGGCGGAUGUCGAGCCACAGGGCUGUUCCGGGACACCGGAGCAGGACACGAGCCGGGACCCCUCAGGUGCUGCAGAACCCCCCCAGGAUCCCCCCGAGUCCCUCAGCACCCUGUGAUCCCACAGGGAAACGAGGCGUCUUCCCUAACUAAAUUCAUUCCCCAGAAAGUAUUUCCCAGCCCCCAUCCCGUAGGAAAUAAAGAUGGAAAAGGUGGAAAAA